AACAAAAAUGGCUAUUGAUUCAAUGAAAAUUUACUCAACAAUAAUUUGUUUUAUGGUUAUGAAUUUUUGUACCAAACAAACAGUAUCAUCAUAUUCAAAUCGUCCAAUUAUAAUACCAAGAAAAUUUACAUUAGUUACAAAUUAUUUUGGUUAUAAUUUAUUAAAUCAAUUAAAUAAUGAACAAUCUGAUAAUGAAAUACGAAAAAAUAUACUAAUAUCACCAUUAAGUUUAACAACAACAUUAACAAUGUUACAUCUAGCCACUAAUGAUGAUUCGGAUGCUAAUCAACAAUUAGAAUCAUUAUUAGCAUUUUCAAUGGCCAAUAUUAGUCCUGAUCGUAAUCGUGAACGUGAAUUGAUACGAAAAAUUUUACUCAAAACAAAUGAUCUUAAAAAUACACGUGCAUUAAUUACAAAUCAAACAUUAAAAAUUAAUCUUGAUUAUGCACAAAUGAUACAAGAUUAUUUUAAAGCUGAAAUUAUUAUCAAUCAAAAUCCAUCGGAUUUUAUUUUAAAUGGUUCAACAUUAAUCGAACAAAUACCGGAUUCGAAUGAAGCUGUUGUAUUAUUGGAUGCAGCAUUUUUUCAUGGUAUCUGGUUAAAUCGAUUCGAUAUAACGAAUACAAAACCGGCAACAUUUUAUGGUGCAAAUUAUGUUACAUAUGAUAAUGUUCCAUUUAUGAGAUUAAAAGCACCAGUUGCUGUUGUACCAUUAGAUGAAAUUGAUGCAGCAAUGAUUGAAUUACCAUUCAAAGAACAACGAUAUGCAUUAUAUAUAAUAUUACCAUCACGUAUUAAUGAUGAUCUUUCAUUAAUUCGUCGUGCAAUUAAUCCAUGGUAUAUUGAAACAAGUAUACGUCGUAUGGAUGUUUAUGGAAAAAUUUUAAUUGAAUUACCAACAUUCGGUAUUGAAGCCGAAUAUGAUCUCCGUGGUACAUUAGAACGAAUGGGUGUUCGUGAUAUAUUUCAACCAAAAAUGGCCAAUCUAUCAUCAAUAAUAACGUAUCAGGAGAAUAUUUUUGUCAAUGAUAUUAAACAUAAAGUACGAAUGGAAUUUGGUGAAAAUGGAAUCGGACCUGUUGAUUCGAUGUUUACGAAAAAACGUAAAUCCAAAUCCAAAUCUAAAUUAAUUAAUGAUUCAAAAAAUGCUGCCCUUUCAUUUGAUCAUCCAUUUUUAUAUUUUCUACGUCAUACUCGUACCGGUACAAUUCUGUUGAUUGGUGAAAUUCAUGGAUUCUGAACAGAUUUUUUUAUUUUACCGAAUCAGAAUUUUUUUUGUUGGAUGGAGAAGCUUCAACGCCAUCUAUUAUUGCGAUUCUCAAUUCAUUGUUUAUAAUUUCCAAGAUUGUUUUUUUUUUGUUGUUGUGAAAAAUCC
Dermatophagoides pteronyssinus (European house dust mite) is the source of this 1375-nucleotide messenger RNA. RefSeq names its product iripin-8-like. The record is from RefSeq and is a predicted model, not a curated record. NCBI's taxonomy places the organism in Eukaryota, Metazoa, Arthropoda, Arachnida, Sarcoptiformes, Pyroglyphidae. Gene Ontology annotation, molecular function: serine-type endopeptidase inhibitor activity.